Molecule: messenger RNA, 1478 nt
Organism: Daphnia pulex (common water flea)
Lineage: Eukaryota; Metazoa; Arthropoda; Branchiopoda; Diplostraca; Daphniidae
Product: phosrestin-2-like
Exons: 8
Coding region: 274-1440 (388 amino acids)
Biological process (GO): signal transduction; G protein-coupled receptor internalization
Cellular component (GO): cytoplasm
Molecular function (GO): G protein-coupled receptor binding
Source: RefSeq, a predicted model, not a curated record
AAAUUGCUGUGCUUCUGUUCAGCGCGUGAUAUUUUCACUUUCAAAACAAAUUUCCUAACAAAAUUUGAACUUUGCAUUACUUGUGAGGACCUGCUCACGACGCAGUGGACUGCUUUGUAUUUACAUGAGAUGAUCAAAGUAAUCCCAUUACUACCGAACCAACUGAACCUGAUCCAAUUUACCUAGCGCUGGGCACAGCCUAGUAUAAAUACUCACAUCCCGCUCCAUUGUUUCAUCAUUCGCUCCUGCAAAAAAACUCCAUCCUAAGCAAAAAUGGUGUACGCUCUGAAAGUUUUCAAGAAGACUUCGCCCAACAGCAAGGUCACAGUCUACCUGGGCAAGCGUGAUUACAUCGAUAACAUCACCAAAAUCGAGUCUGUUGAUGGCGUCGCCUUGAUUGAUCCCGAGUACUUGAAAGGCCGGAAAUUGUUUGGCCAGAUCGUCUGCAGUUUCCGUUAUGGUCGUGAGGAAGAUGAAGUCAUGGGUUUGGAGUUCCAAAAGGACUUGCUCAUGGCUUCGGGUGAGAUUCGAGCCAGCCAAAAGAGUGACCUCACCAAAAUGCAGGAGCGUUUGAUCAAAAAAUUAGGCAGCAAUGCUUUCCCAUUCAUUUUUGAACUGCCGAAAAAUGCUCCACCUUCGGUUACUCUCCAACCAGGACCAGAAGCUUCUGGAAAACCAUGCGGAGUUGAAUACUUUCUGCGGAUCUUUGUCGGAGAGUCAAUGGAUGAUAGAGCUCACAAAAGGAGCUCCAUCUCGAUGGGUAUCCGGGUAAUCCAAUUUGCCCCGUCUCAGGGUCAACAGGGUCGUCAACCGUGCACGGUUGUGCGUCGUGAUUUCGUCCUUAGUCCAGGAGACUUGGAGAUGGAAAUCAACUUGGACAAACAGCUGUAUCACCAUGGAGACCCUAUUGCGGUGAAUGUCGUCAUUCAGAAUCGCAGCAAUAAAACUGUGAAGAAACUCCGUGCCCAAGUUCUCCAAUGCAUCGACGUGUGUCUCUUUGAACACGGGUCAUACAAAACACCCGUAGUCACUCUCGAUACUUCUGAGGGCUGCCCAAUCCCCCCAGGUGGAACUUUGCAUCGCACUUACACCUUGACUCCACGUCUCGGUGCGGCCGUUGCGGAUCGACAUGGUGUCGCUCUCGGUGGCCGUCUUCGUGAUGAAGAUACCGAACUUGCCUCGACUACUCUGAUGGCUAACCCUGACGAUCGCGAUGGAUUUGGCAUCAUCGUAACUUACUUGAUUAAAGUCAGGCUGUUCCUUGGUGCUCUGGCUGGUGAAUUGGUUGGUGAGCUUCCGAUUAUCAUGAUGCACCCAAAGCCUAAUCCCAAGAAGUUGCCCCGUAUGGAUAGCGUUGCUUUCGAAACAUUCGGAAGCAACUCUGUUGACGACGCUGGUCAAGACUUGGAUCGCAUGAAAUUGGACGACGUAGAUGAAUAAUCAGAAAAAUCUUUAUUUUCAAAACAUCUUUAUCAAUG